AUGGAUCUUCCGCCACUUUCGACUCGACAUGGCAUGGCAUAUUCAGACAACAUCAUCGACAGACGCCCUGACGACGACUUCGCACACCAACAAUCUUCGAGCAACCACGAGGCAGAUUCCGCCUCUGCGAUACAUAUGGUGCGGCACAAAAGCUUGGAAUUCUUCGGGAGAUUUAGGAUUGUGUCUGGGCACGGAAAAGAGAUCAUCUACCUCCGAGCCACCGGUGGUGAGGUUGGUGCCUCCUCGGCGCUUGCCCCCAAGAUUGGUCCUCUUGGUCUUUCGCCCAAGAAGGUCGGUGAAGACAUUGCCAAGGCCACCGGCGACUGGAAGGGUCUCCGCGUCACUGUCCAGCUUACCGUCCAGAACCGUCAGGCUGCCGUCUCGGUCGUUCCCUCGGCCUCGUCGCUCGUCAUCAAGGCGCUCAAGGAGCCCCCUCGUGACCGCAAGAAGGAGAAGAACAUCAAGCACGGUGGCAACAUCCCCCUCGACGAGAUUGUCGAGAUUGCCCGCAAGAUGCGCUUCAAGUCGUUCGCCAAGAGCCUCGCCGGUACCGUCAAGGAGAUUCUCGGCACUGCUCAGUCCGUCGGCUGCACCGUCAACGGCCAGAACCCUCACGCCAUCAUCGAGGGCAUCGACGCUGGCGAGAUCGAGAUCGACGACGAGUAA
Messenger RNA from Pseudozyma hubeiensis SY62, 666 nucleotides. RefSeq names its product 60S ribosomal protein L12. Gene Ontology annotation, cellular component: ribosome; cytosolic large ribosomal subunit. The record is from RefSeq and is a predicted model, not a curated record. Gene Ontology annotation, biological process: translation. The transcript has 2 exons. Lineage: Eukaryota; Fungi; Basidiomycota; Ustilaginomycetes; Ustilaginales; Ustilaginaceae. Gene Ontology annotation, molecular function: large ribosomal subunit rRNA binding; structural constituent of ribosome. The coding region runs from base 1 to 666 and encodes 221 amino acids.